Messenger RNA from Triticum dicoccoides, 863 nucleotides. RefSeq lists its product as uncharacterized. Gene Ontology annotation, molecular function: ubiquitin-protein transferase activity; zinc ion binding. Gene Ontology annotation, cellular component: membrane. The record is from RefSeq and is a predicted model, not a curated record. Lineage: Eukaryota; Viridiplantae; Streptophyta; Magnoliopsida; Poales; Poaceae. The coding region runs from base 52 to 759 and encodes 235 amino acids. Gene Ontology annotation, biological process: protein ubiquitination. The transcript has 7 exons.
ACCCCUUACGGCUUACAAGAAUGGAAAGAGGGAGGAAAAGAAAGGAUAGCCAUGACCGCCAUUGAAUUGGAAGCAAGAGACGAACCGAUGGAGCAGCAGGACGGCCUCUCUUCUUCUUCCUCCUCCUACGCCUCCUCUUUCUACGCCAUGAGGCAGUGCAGGAUUUGCCAUGAGGAGGAGGAUGAGAGCUCCGCGGCAAUGGAGUCUCCCUGUGCAUGCUCCGGCUCUCUCAAGUACGCGCACAGGGGAUGUGUGCAGAGGUGGUGCGACGAGAAGGGGAGCAUCCUCUGCGAGAUUUGUCUUCAGGGUUUCGAGCCAGGCUACACAGUCCCUCCCAAGAAAGCUCCGGCCGUUGAGAUGCUGGUUACUGUCAGCGAGGAUGAGGAUGAGGAGGAGCUGGAUGGGCACCAGGGCAUGCACUAUGCGCCGUCCGACGGGCCGAUGGACGGCCCGGAUACCGCCGGUUGCUCGUGGUGCCGGCCGUUGGCGAUAACGUUCACCAUCAUACUGCUGGUGUGGCAUUUCAUCGCCGUGGUGACCAUCGAGGCCGCGGAGCACUGCGCGUUCAGCCUCCUCACGAUGUACCUUCUUCGGGCCACGGGGAUCUUGCUGCCGCUCUACGCCGUCAUGAGGGUGAUCCGCAUGAUUCAGCACGGGCGGCGCCAGUACCGGUUGCAUCAGCUGCUUGAGGAGCAAAGAAGAAGGAAUGCAUCCAGGCGUAACCAGGAGCAGCAGCAGCUUGUAGUUAGUAUUCAAUGAAUACUGCACAUACUGUAUUGCAGGGGGCAAUGUUAAACCAAUUCCAUCAGUUGUAAACUAUUCUAUAUAAAAUAAAUAUAUUUAUAUAGUAAAGUUGAAAAUUA